Oenanthe melanoleuca is the source of this 3594-nucleotide messenger RNA. RefSeq names its product regulator of G protein signaling 19 (gene RGS19). The record is from RefSeq and is a predicted model, not a curated record. The transcript has 6 exons. Bases 280 to 879 code for a protein of 199 amino acids. Lineage: Eukaryota; Metazoa; Chordata; Aves; Passeriformes; Muscicapidae.
CCGCUCGGCUCCCGCUGCCGCUCCCUCUCCCUCCGGUGCCCAGCCCGGCGGCAGCGCAGCGGCGGCGCCCGGGGGCGGCGGCGGCGGCGGCGCGGAUGCCCGGCCCGCUCCAUCCAGGAGGCGGCAGGGACAUUAGCCGGGGGGUCUCACAGCUCACCCGCGGGCUGGGAGGAGCUGCGAGCGGCACAACAGCCCCUGAAGCACGACCCAACCCCGCCCUCCGUGUAUGAGGCUGGGACGCAGUACGCAGGACCCGCGUCCACAGAGUCACUCCUUCCGAUGUCCCGGCAUGAGACUUCUCCGACAACGGUGCAACCCGCCAGCCACCACCGCCCCAACGCCUGCUGCUUCUGCUGGUGCUGCUGCUGCAGCUGCUCGUGGAACGAGGACCGAGAGCGAGCAUGGAGGGCAUCCCGGGAGACCAAACUGGAGACCAUCCCAAACUGUGAAGCAUGUGCCAAACCCACGCCAGAGGAGGUGCAGGGCUGGGCACAGUCCUUCGACAAGCUGAUGAAGAGCCCGGCGGGGCGCAACGUCUUCCGGGAGUUUUUGCGGACUGAGUACAGCGAGGAGAACAUGCUCUUCUGGCUGGCAUGUGAGGAGCUCAAAACCGAGUGCAACAAGCACACCAUCGAUGAGAAGGCCAGGAUGAUCUACGAGGAUUACAUCUCCAUCCUCUCUCCCAAGGAGGUGAGCCUGGACUCGCGGGUGCGGGAGGUCAUCAACCGGAAGAUGCAGGAGCCGUCCUCGCACACCUUCGACGACGCACAGCUGCAGAUCUACACGCUGAUGCACAGAGACUCCUACCCCCGCUUCCUGAACUCUGCCAUUUACAAAUCGCUGCUCCAGACCGUCUCCCACUCCUCCUCGGAGUCCUAAGGGCACCCCCCAGCCGUGGGGACACCAGUGGGGACAUGGUGGCCAGGGGCGGUCGGUGCCUCCUCCCGCCCUCCUUGCCAGACCUCACCGAGUUUUUAGCUUUUUACCUAUGAACUGUCACCCCGGUGUCUGGGCCACACUCCAGGACUGUCCCCAGGACCCAGCCUGGGCCAGCUCAUACUACUGAUUCUCUGCCCCGUCCCCAGCGCUGGCCAGGGCGAGCUGGGACAGUGCCUGGGGCCUGGCUCCCCCACACCCUCUUGGGAAGAGGUCACUUUAUCCCAUCUCCACCACACCUGGGGACACAGCUCGUCCCCAUUUGCCACCUGAGACCCAGUUUGGGACUGGGUUGGGGGUUUUUUGAGGUGGGGGGGAGGUUGACUGUUGUUGGUUUGGGUUUGUUUUUGUUUUGUUUUUUUUUUUUUAAUUUUAAAUGCUCUUUUGGUUGGCUUUUACUGGGGGACUUGAGGUGUGGGAGGGAGGGGGUUGACAAGCAUCUCUGUAUAUAUAAAAACUUGUCAGGUUUACCUCGUUCCAGCUGUUUGAGGUGGCCCAAAGGGCAGGGGGGUGGUGCUAGAGCCUGUUUGUAUUGCCAGUGGAUCCACAUGGAGCAGAGGGCAGAGCUCUGAGGAGCCAGAAGGGACCAUGGGGAUGUGCUUAGGGGUGGGCAGGGGGUGUCUUAUAGCUGCCUCCCCUGCCAGUCCCCAUGACACAUCAGCACUGCUUCAGCCCUAGGACACCACACACUGUCACCCCAAAGCAUUCUCCAUCCCUGUUCAUGGACCUCAGAGAGGGGGAAGACACCUGUGCAGGUGUUUUUUGCCCUCCUGCAGAACCCACAGGCACCAGAACAUCUGCAUGAGAACUCCCAGCUGGCCCAGACCUGCCCUGCCAGCAGGGAGAGGCCCAGGGGUCCGCCCUGGUCCCUCCCUCACUGAGCAGGGACCUGGGCUCCAGGCAGGAUGGGAAGUGUCACAGGGAGGAAACAGAAUUCCCAUGUUUUUGCACAGCACAAGGAAUGAUUUACUGAAGGCUCAGCAUCCAGGAUUAAAACAUGUCUGUCCCUGCCCUUCACACUGGAACAAAGCCAACACAGAGGUUUUGCUGCCAGUCUUUGCUUUUCCUGAUCCACCACAGCAGUUUCUUAUUUAUCCACCCCCUUCCCUCCUCUCUUCAGCCCUUCCAAAAGAAAAAUAAGUGCUUUUUACUGAACAUAUUUUUUAAACAAACCAAUUCUUUCAGGUUUUUUUGUUUUGUUUUGUUUCCUUCCUUCCUCAUGGCAUGACUGUGUGGAAAUUCAUGUCAGUAAAUUUAGUUUUCUUUGCCAAGCUGGAAAUACAGUUCAAGAAAAUAUAUUUUUGAGAGAGACCAGCAAUGGUUUAUUAGGAAUGUUGGUAUUGUUAUUACUGGCAGGUUUUCCCCCAGUCUGCACCCUUACAGCAUCCCCACCCUGCACAGGCAAAGUUUUAGUUCUGGGUUUAUUCUGUGAGUAAAGGAAAUACUCUCAAAUGUGGCCCCAGCGUGAGGGUUGGAGGUUGAACAUCUCUGAAGCUGUUCUAGAGCAUGGCAGGGGGUCAGAGCCCCUCCACAUAUCACAGAGGUCUCAGCACAGGCAAGACCCACUGCCACGAGAUAAUUAGUUUUUCUCUUGCUCCCAAUCCCUUUUAAAGCAAAUCUUUAUUUCUGAAACACCUCUUUAUCCAGUGUGCUUUCCCUCCCUGGCUCUCCUUGGUGUUAUCCCAGAAAACAACACUCUAAAAUGACAUGGUACUUUUCCCAAGCUCCAGCUUGGGACUCUUGGUACCUAAUUCAGGAUUGUCAGAAGGCUGUACACAAGCUCAGCUCCGCUCCUCACAGGAACACAAGAAGAAAGGCAAGAGGCACUGGUAAAGAGCUGGCUCCCUUUCCCAGCACACGAGCCAGUGCUGUGGUCAGUGUGGGUUUCAGAUGCUGAAGCUUUUUUUUUUUCGGCAUCACUGCGAGGACACUGCUCCCUCCCAAGCCUGGCUUGAAUAAUCCCAUUCACCACAAGACUCGUGAGGCUUAAAGGAGUUGUCAGCAUCUUUGAAUAUUUUCCUUCUUGGGAGACUUGGCUGCACCCUGUAAAGUGAAAGCCCUGAGCGAAGGAUGCUGGUGGGAUCCCUGCCUCCGGAGCAGCACAGCCCUCAAAGGGGCUGGGAGCACGUUUUCCGCUGCUUUCAUGUGGCUGCUCACUCCUCUCCAAACAUCUCCGAGGUCUCUGCUCAAUGUCUGCUGUCUGGCAUGCUGGGAAGCCAGUGGAAAUACUUGUUUUUCACUCUGGAAGAGGGAAGCGAUGCCAUCAGAGAUGUGACUGCAAAUGAUCCUGCCCUGCCCGUUAGCACAAGAGCUGGAGGGCACAGCACUGCUCCCGGGCAGCCUCAGACCCACAGACCUUGCUGGGGGGUCCACCAAAUGCUGCAUCACCCCAGCUAAAGGCUAUGACAAGGAAAGAAGAGGGAUUUUAAGUCUGGCUGAAAGCUGUUGUGAGCUCAGAUGGAAUUUCCCCACCAGGUUUUAGUUAGCUCCCAGAAGGAGCCUGAUUCUGCAGGUCUCCUCCAGUCACAUCUGCAGAUGUGGCACCUGGGGCUGGCUUUGCUACAGGAUCCUUUCCUUAUCUGACCCCUUCCAAGCACCAGCUCUGAGCUCACUUCAAACCUCCUCCACUUCUACAGCUAAAUGCUAACAGCUCCCACC